Hyalella azteca is the source of this 2385-nucleotide messenger RNA. Its product is annotated as zinc finger protein 142. Lineage: Eukaryota; Metazoa; Arthropoda; Malacostraca; Amphipoda; Hyalellidae. The record is from RefSeq and is a predicted model, not a curated record. The transcript is spliced from 3 exons. The coding region runs from base 430 to 2022 and encodes 530 amino acids. Gene Ontology annotation, biological process: regulation of gene expression. Gene Ontology annotation, cellular component: nucleus.
UUAGGGUCACCAUGCACAAUACCCAAAUCAGGGUUAAGAUUGAAUGUUGGACACAAGAGCUUCAUAACAUAGGGUUAUGAAUGUUCUUUUCAACUCUGUUAAUCACUUGUAAUGUCAAUUGCUGCCUGCAAGUGUUGAAAACUUGAAACAGAUUCUGAUACAUUCAGGAUCUCAAUAGUGGUAAACUUCUAUAAUUGUGCAAUGUAACUGCUGUAAGUAUAUAUUAGUUUUACAUUUCUUGUUCACAAUAACUAAAAGCUGUUUUAUAAUUAUGUAGCCUCUCUUUGUUAGUCUCAGAUUUUUUUUAUUGAUUGACUUCAGUUAAUUCUGUAUGAACAUUGUGCCUUAGUUGUGAGAGUGUUGUGCUGCCUGACCUCUCGGAUACCCCAGCCUGCAAGGAAACGUAGCUCUGCAGGAAGCUUGUCCGACAUGUCAGCUUUGAUGGUCAAGGUUGAACCUGGAGUCAUGGAUGCCAGCGAUGACUCAUCUCUACUCCCAAAUGUUUCAGUUGUUUAUAUCAAAGGAGAGCCAGAAAUGGAGGAAGAGGACAUAACUCUGAAGCAGGAACCAAUUUCCAUAGAGGAAAAUAAGGAGACCACACCAUGCCAAGUUCAGGUCAGCGACAGCAAGGAACAAUGGGCGGCAGUCAAUUGUAUGAUGAAGGAUGAACAAAAGGCCGAUAUGGAAGGAAAUAUUUCUCCAGUGCCAGAUAGAGCAGGCUUAGUUCACGGAAAGCUCCAGGAGAAGAGUGGUCGUUUGGUGAAUUCUCAGAGAUCUGAUAGUGAUGAUGGAGAUGGUGGUGAUUAUGAUGGCAAAGAUGUUGUUCAUAAUAAUGAUGAUGGAAAAAACGAAGAAGGAAUAAGAGCAGCUGAAAACUCACAAGGACUUUCUGCCACUGCACAUAAAAAGAAGAACAGAAUGAGAUGUAAACUAUGUAAUUAUUCAUGCAUUUCUGUAGCUAAGCUUGAGCUUCACAAAUUCUCCAAACAUGGUUUAGGGAAAGGAUUCCAAUGCAAUCUGUGUGACUAUGCAGCUGCUGUGAAAUUGCAGCUCAAAAACCACAAAUUUUUGAAACAUGGGAUUGGGAAAGGAUUUACAUGUAAGUUUUGUGAUUAUAUUGGGAUUUCAAAACGGGAUUUCAAGAGCCAUAAUUUUUCAAAACAUGGUAUUGGGGAAGGUUUCCAGUGCAAGUUAUGUGAUUAUUCUGCUCCUAGAAAAAAUGACCUCGACCGUCACCAGACUACUAUACAUGGUUUAGGGAAAGGAUUCCAAUGUGAGUUGUGCGAUUAUGUAACUGCAAUUAAAUCCCAUUUUGAAAGCCAUCAAUUUUGUAAACAUGGGAUUGGGGAGGGAUUCCGAUGUGAAGUGUGUGAUUUUGUUACUGCUAGAAAACAGAACCUUAAGCGCCAUCUUGUUUCAAAAGGCCAUCUUAUUUCGAAACAUGGAGGUGGAGAUUUGAAACAUGGAGGUGGAGAUUUAAAACAUGGAGGUGGUAUUGGAGAUGGAUUCCAAUGCAAGUUGUGUGAUUUUACAGCUAGAGCAAAGGAUAAUCUCAAGUAUCACCAGGCUAUCAAACAUGGUUUGGGGAAACGAUUCGAAUGUGAUUUGUGUGAUUAUGUUACUGCAAUUAAAUCCGGUAUUGAGAGUCAUAAAUUUACUAAACAUGGGAUCGGGGAAGGAUUCCAAUGUGAGUUGUGUGAUUAUGUUGCCUCUCAAAAACGGGCCCUUAAGAGCCAUCAUGUUUCGAAACAUGGAGGUGGAUUCCAAUGCAAGUUGUGUGAUUAUAUAGCUACUAGUAAGCAUUAUCUCAAUUGUCACCAUGCGGUCAAACACGGUUUGGGGAAACGGGAACGUUUCCAAUGUGAGAUGUGUGAUUAUGUAACUGCAUUUAAACACCAAUUUAAGAGCCAUCAAUUUUGUAGACAUGGGAUCGGGGAAGGAUUCCAAUGUGAAUUGUGUGAUUAUGUUGCUCCAAGAAAAAGCAGUCUCAAAGACCACAAAACUGCUAAACAUGGUUUGUAGAUAGGAUUCCAAUGCUUGUUGGGUAACAAUUUCUUUGCUCUCAAACUCUUGCACAAAGGUUAAAGUUUGUUUGAGCAGCAGGUCUCAAUCAGGUCUCUCCGGCGUCUAAUUCUAUUCAUUAGAAUCGAGACGUAAUAUUCCUUAGACGUGAUAGAUUGAUGGAAAAGUACCAGACCUGAGUCAGCAUGGAAACAUCACGUGACAGGUCACGCGAUCAGGACCUCAGUAGUGGCGGAAGCAGUGAUCCCAUAAAAGGGCUGGGAACCUUAGUAAGGCCCCCAGAAGCUGACAAGUCCGCACGCCGCAAUGUAACUAGCAUUAGAGCUAGUACUCCAACCUAACGGUCGAUGUCUAAGUAUUAUA